GUAAUACCAAGCUCGCAUAUGUCUCAAAGGAGGAUGAAGGCCAAUGGAAUGGGCAAAAAAAGACCCAUCCUUUGAAAGAAACGGACAAAAACCCACUUCAUGAUAAAUGUGAAACAAUUCACAUUGGGUUUGUUUGUUCUGGAUACAGGUCUAAUUUAUACUUGCACACUUUACUAAAAUCAUUGUUUUUUUACAACAUCAAUCCCAUCCAUUUUCAUAUUAUGGUCAACAAGGUCUCUGAAAAAGUCCUGAAAACUUUAUUCGACACAUGGAACGUGCCACAAAGCAAUACAACAUUUUACGACAUUAAUGAUUACAUUCAGGACGUUAGAUGGGUCCCCAACAGCCAUUAUUCCGGCAUUUUUGGCUUGCUAAAGCUUGUGUUUCCAAAAAUUAUUCCUUUAAACGUUACCAAGAAAAUCAUAGUCCUUGACACUGAUUUAACUUUCGUUGGCGACAUUAUCGAGCUGUGGAGACUGUUUGAAAAAUUCAAUAAUAAACAAGCAGUUGGAAUUGUUGAAAAUCAGAGCGAUUACUAUUUGGGGAAAAACACCAAAAUUAAGCCUUGGCCCGCCAGCGGCAGAGGGUUUAAUUCUGGCGUAUUGCUUUACAAUUUAGAAAGACUUAGGAGACUGGAUUGGCCUAGCUUGUGGCCCUCUGUUGCCAAAAAAGUAGCGAUAAUUUACGGUUCAACCCGUUUGGGAGAUCAAGACAUAAUAAACGCGGUGUUAUUGCAACACACUGAUCUCCUGUACCAAGUGCCUUGCUUCUGGAAUACUCAACUAAGUGAUCACGCUUUAAGUUACAACUGUUACAAUAAGUUUCGAGUUAAAGUAGUCCAUUGGAAUUCGCCAAAAAAAACUCACGUUCUUAAUAAAGACGGUGAUUAUUUUCGCACUUUGUACCAGACUUUUGUUGAAUAUAAUGGAAAUUUGUUACGACGCCAGCUGUAUUAUUGCGAUGCGACUCAAGACGCUGUUAAUGAACCACAAACCGAUCUUUGUGCAGAGUUCCAUCGCGCCAAAACUAGUCAGUGGAGAACUUUACUAUUUUUUAGGGAGUAUCAACAUUCAGCCGAGGAAAAUGCCAAAAAUGAUGUUACUUUUGUUGCACAAUUGUCUUAUGAUAGGUUACAAAUGGUAGAAGAGUUGGUUAAGUACUGGCAAGGCCCUAUUAGUCUCACGUUUUACGUUACCGAUCCUGAGUUUCAACAAUGUUACAAUUUUAUAGAAAAUUCGGAAUUAUUGCAGGACCGGACUAACAUAGCGUACCAUGCUGUUUUCAAAGAUGGGGAAUAUCACCCAAUCAACAUUUUACGCAACGUUGGAUUAAAAAAUGUAGCCACCCCUUUUGUUUUCUUGGCCGACAUUGACUUUCUACCAAUGAAAGGUUUAUAUUCAGUAUUGAAGAGUCACCUGAAUUCCAUUCACGACAUGAAAGCCAAAGCAUUAAUAGUUCCUGCGUUUGAAACCCAAAGAUAUCGUAGUCGUGUUCCGAAAAACAAAGCCCAAUUGUUGGGAAUGUGGGAGAAAAAAUCUAUUUUCCCGUUCAGGUCCGAUGUGUGGGUUGCCGGACAUGCACCUACUAAUUACACAAAAUGGAAAUCGGCAAUUGCACCCUACAAAGUCAAGUGGGAGCCCGAUUUUGAGCCGUAUAUCGUGGUCAGUAGUGACGUCACUGAAUAUGAUAAUAGAUUCAUGGGUUUUGGGUGGAAUAAGGUGUCUCAUAUUAUGGAGUUGGAAGCGCAGGGCUACCAAUGGAUUGUUUUACCGAAUGCAUUUAUUAUUCACAAACCACAUGCGCCUAGCUAUGAUAUAGCCAAGUUUCGAACUUCUCCGGUUUACAGAAUGUGUUUGCAAAACUUGAAGGAAGAGUUUAUCAAAGAUUUGGACAAAAAAUACGGUAGAUUGUUCGAUAAUAAAAACACAUCGUUUCUUUUAGAUAUUAAGUAGAACAGUUUUAAACGCACCAUCGGGGAAGGGGUCAUAAAGCUACCAAGUCAUUGCUAGUGUGAUGUUUAUUCUUUUAAUUAGGCAACUAGUAGGUGUAUAAGUCUCACGUUGGCAAUCAAAUCUAAUUUUACUAAACUUAUCUCUGUGAAAUAUUUAUUCUUCCAUGUAAGGUGUAGAUAUUUUAAAUAAAUUUAUCGAUCAGAA
Messenger RNA from Tribolium castaneum (red flour beetle), 2156 nucleotides. RefSeq names its product xylosyl- and glucuronyltransferase LARGE2s. Gene Ontology annotation, molecular function: glucuronosyltransferase activity; xylosyltransferase activity. Lineage: Eukaryota; Metazoa; Arthropoda; Insecta; Coleoptera; Tenebrionidae. The transcript has 8 exons. The record is from RefSeq and is a predicted model, not a curated record. The coding region runs from base 222 to 1952 and encodes 576 amino acids. Gene Ontology annotation, cellular component: Golgi apparatus. Gene Ontology annotation, biological process: protein O-linked glycosylation via mannose.